AUUCAGGCCCCGCAGUCCAGUGAGCCGAGGCCGGACGAAUGGCAAGUUGGGCAGCGCGCUCCGGGGGACACCGACCCCCGUGCUGGAAAUUUCCAACCAAAACCCCAAUGCCUCGAGGGCGCACCCAAACAAACUGGCUCCGCCUCCUUCCUCCCCACCCCCGGCCUCCGCCGCUGCCUUCUUUUCCUCGUGCGCAUAUUCGCUUGCAGCGGCGCCGACACCAUUUCAUAAACACCGGAAACGCGCGCGAAGUGAGGAGCAGCACCAAACGCCCCUCUGCUUCUCCUCUAUUUCUCCCUCUUGCGGAGCCGCCUCUUGUGUGUAGGGGUGUGUCGAGUCUAUGGCGGCGGCGGCGGAUACCUCGGAGGCGUCUGCGGCCGGGAUCGCGCUUGCGGAGGCCAAUAUCAACUGGGAGAGGUUGGACAAGACGAGGUUUCAUGUGAUUGGAGCUAUCCUGUUUACGGCCCAGCAAGGUGCUCUGCACCCAACAGCUGUUGUGAAGACUAGGAUGCAGGUUGCUGAAGGGCGGCUUGCACGUAUGUCUGGGUUUACUGUUUUUAGGAGGAUAUUGAGAAGCGAUGGAAUCCCUGGUAUUUUCAGAGGAUUUGGCACCUCUGCUGUUGGAGCUCUACCUGGGCGAGUGCUAGCUCUAACAUCACUGGAGAUAUCUAAAGAAAUGACAUUUAAGUAUUGUGAACAUUUUGAUAUGUCAGAGGCGUCACGAAUUGCUGUAGCAAAUGGCGUUGCAGGCCUGAUGUCGAGUAUCUGUUCAUGUUCAUAUUAUGUGCCUCUGGAUGUGAUUUGCCAAAGGCUCAUGGUUCAAGGAGUGCCAGGGAUGGCAACGUACAGGGGACCAUUUGAUGUGAUAAAUAAGGUUGUCAGAACACAGGGGAUCCAGGGGCUUUACCGAGGUUUUGGAAUCACUAUGUUGACUCAGUCGCCAGCUUCAGCCCUUUGGUGGAGUGCAUAUGGUGGUGCUCAACAUGCUAUUUGGAGGAGUUUGGGUUAUGGAAAUGACUCAUCAACAAAACCAUCUCAAUCAGAACUUGUUGCUGUCCAAGCAACAGCAGGAACAAUUGCUGGUGCUUGCUCGUCGAUUAUCACCACUCCAAUAGAUACAAUCAAGACUAGGCUUCAGGUUAUGGACAACUAUGGUAAUGGUAGGCCUUCUGUCAUGAAAACUACCAGGCUGCUGCUUGAUGAAGAUGGCUGGAGGGGGCUUUAUAGAGGUUUUGGACCCAGGUUUCUUAACAUGUCUCUCUGGGGCACAUCAAUGAUCGUGACAUAUGAGCUCAUAAGUAGGCCAUUUUUUAGUAAGUCGAUUGCCUAUAUAUUUCUGUCUGGAAGGUCAUUUAACUUUUUUCUUCUUUCAUAUUUGGAACCUGCAGAGAGGCUAUCUGUGAAGUCGGAAUGACACGUUUUGGCAGAUUCUCAACUGAGUUGAUUUACUGUUCAGUAUCAUCUUUAUGAAUACAGGCAAUCAAGUUAGUUUGCCUCGCUAAAAGUAUAGGCCAGUAUUAUGAUAGGGUAGGAUGCAGAAUUAUGGUUUAGUUACAUAAUAACAUCCUUCUGUAGGACUCGUGAUGUAUAUAUUUGUGCUAAAGACCCUCCUUUCAGGAUGUUGUAGGCUUGUAGCCAGCUUCUUUAGGAUGCAACAGAUGGAGGCCAAGAUACAUGUUGUGUCUAAUGAGGCACAUUGUAGCUGUAGCUGUAGCUGUUCAUGGUGCAGCAAAAUUUUGGCAGAGUUCUGCGUCCUUUUCGUUCAGUGACCAGCUCUCCAGUUGUUGUCGUCCAACUUACAUUUUAGAAUCUACAGAGAUUGUGUUCGUCAUUGA
This is a messenger RNA of Zea mays, 1835 nucleotides long. Its product is annotated as Mitochondrial substrate carrier family protein. The record is from RefSeq and is a predicted model, not a curated record. The transcript is spliced from 5 exons. Gene Ontology annotation, biological process: transmembrane transport. Lineage: Eukaryota; Viridiplantae; Streptophyta; Magnoliopsida; Poales; Poaceae. Bases 341 to 1414 code for a protein of 357 amino acids.